This is a messenger RNA of Camellia sinensis, 769 nucleotides long. RefSeq lists its product as uncharacterized. NCBI's taxonomy places the organism in Eukaryota, Viridiplantae, Streptophyta, Magnoliopsida, Ericales, Theaceae. The record is from RefSeq and is a predicted model, not a curated record.
CCAUGUUAUAUAGCAUCAACCACAAUUCAUCACAAAUGCUAUACAAAUCUUCUUGAUACCAAAUCUUCUUGAUACCUUUUUGUAAAUGGCAGCAACCUUAGCCUCAUCAAAAUCCAAGUCUUUCGUCGUCUUUCUUCUGAUCACAGUUGCUUCAUUUUCAGCACUUGCAGAUAAUGGUCCAGCGCAAAUUCUUACAAAUGCCUUGUUGUGCUUCAACAAUAAGUUUAUUUACAAUAGAUGUAAUGAGGCAUACAGAUUGAACCAGAGUGGAGAUCUAAAUGUUCCUCCUGAGGCAACAGAUCAAUUUUGCAAUGGGGCUUGCCUAUCUGAGACACAAGGCUUACUGAACUGCCUAGACAACAUAUUUUCAAACUUCAUGUUCUACAAUAAGGCCACAAUUGGAGACAUAAGAGGCACACUCAGAGGUGGUUGCAGUUACACUAAUCAAAGAGGGAACUUCAACGUGGGAGAUUAUAUGCAAAGCGAAACAAGCAACUCACUUAUGCUUCACAAACCCAAUGAAUUACAAGCCUUGGUGUUGAUCUCUGGAUGUUUAUUAUUGCUCUUUUUGUAAAACCAUCAUCACAACUAUACAUAUGUCCAGACCAGCAUGAAUUAAAUAGGCUUCCAUCAAUUUUGUGUUAUAAAUUUUACAAAAAACAUAUAUAGUCAAUGACCACAGAUGCAUUUAAGAAUGGGAAUCAAUGUUCUAUGGUAUUGAUCUUCAACUUCUUCGGCAAAAAUAUGCUUCAUUAUGUCUUGCAAAUAA